Messenger RNA from Syngnathus acus (greater pipefish), 1312 nucleotides. RefSeq lists its product as uncharacterized. Lineage: Eukaryota; Metazoa; Chordata; Actinopteri; Syngnathiformes; Syngnathidae. The record is from RefSeq and is a predicted model, not a curated record. The coding region runs from base 535 to 1020 and encodes 161 amino acids. The transcript is spliced from 4 exons.
UUUUAGAAUUGAAAUAUUAUUGACUGCCAGGCCAUACUGGGAGCAACCUUUCUAUCUGCCCUCAAGUGGUCAUAAUUAAAUGCUCUAUAGGCCUCUAUAGGAGAGCUGUCCGAGAGUCUCAUCCCCCCAUUUAUAAAAUAAAAAGUAGUUGACGGGAAUAAUCGUCGACAGGAUAUUACGUCAUUAUUUUCAAUGAAUAAGCGCAAAACCUGUCAAAUAUGUCAAACUCUGUUUUCCUUUAUCUACAGCAUCUGCCAUGUCAUCGUCAAAGGAAGCUGCAAACUCAAAAGGAUGCAGAUAAAGGGAAUCGUGUAUUGGCGUAUGUGGACUUGUGUGCAUAUUUAUCGACUAAUGCACAAAAACAUUGCCUUUGGUGCCGCUUUCCAGAGCAGGAACUUGGCUUAGUCACGAGUCCCAGGAGACAGCGCAUUUGGUUACUUGUCUGCUGUGCCCCAUUUGUCAGAAAGAGGAAGUUGGCGAUGGUACACUCCAAAGCAGCAGCAGCAACUCUGAUGUGUCUUUUUGCAAUUGCCAAUGGAUCUGAAUAACUUUUUGAAGGUGUUGAUCCCUGUGAUGAUCGCUUCCUGCUUGCUCAUAUGCAUCAUUUGGUUCUUCAUCUACCUGUGCAGUAACGUGAAGUACCGAUACCACAGAGACUCCAAAGACAAAGUGAGCACAUACCAAGAACGGAAGCAGACUACUCCGCCAUUGCCUCCUCGCACCCAGUUCCUGUUGGCAGAGGCCCAGAGCUAUGAGAACAUUACAGAGGUUCCCGAAGUUGAGCACGAGCUUGACAUGGCCGACCUUCUUAAGCAAAGUCAGACUUUGGACCCGAACAACUUUCAGGACUAUGACCAGAUCCCCUAUGAUCAGCUGGACUACGUGGAAGUAGAGGAGCAACCCCAAGAACCGUAUUCUUUGGUUCCAUCGUACGAGGAUGUACCGAAGCUGGCGGAAGAUGCCGCAGAUGACUAUGAUGAUGUCGAAGACAGUAACCAGGACUAUGACGAUGUCAAAUGAGUCUCCGUUUGCGGCAGGGACUGAUGCUAUAUGGAGACCAACGUGCAUUUUUUUUUAAAUGAGGCUUAACUAAAAUGAGGCUUUUUUUUUUGUUCGAGCGUGAGCUGAUGCAACACUGUUAGCGUCACGAAGAGGCUAACGUCUGCCAACGUUUGCUGCUAGCCCGAAGGUUAUCUCUUAUUUUUUUAAAUGUUAGAUACAAGUUGGUUACGGUUAAACAUCAUAUGUUGAGCAAUAAUAAAGAAUGCAACUCCGUUCCCCUCAUCCGGGCUGGAAGUUGUCUUCAAAAAUG